AUGGUGGCGAUUAUGGCCAUAGAGCUGCUGGCUUUCGAGGGCAAGUUGCACAGCGGGCGCACGAAUUGGGCCUGUCCCUUCGACUUUUGCAAGGAGAACUUCCCGACAGCAAAACUAUUGAUGCGGCACGUGCCUUUCUGCGAGCACUUUGCUAGCCAGAGGGUUUUCUGCAACAUGUGCUGCACGUACGACUGCUUGGAGACCCACGAGCUUCCAAGCUCAUCGUCCGUUUCGACUCAAAAGAGGGCUCUACGCAAAUUCGCCAAAAUCUUCACGCGCUCGAGAUCGCCGCUUCCGCAAUCCCCGGAGCCUGAGGAGACGCAGAGGGUAUCCAGCCCGCAGAGCCGGGCUAACACAGUCAGCCCAAGUUCCAGCAUGAGCGGCAAGUCGGCUACGAUGGGGUCUAUUUUUGAAUCACCAAGACAGAUUAAAAUGCAGUCGCCGUCUCCGGUUAACAGCCGAGACUUGCCCGCUCAGAUUAGCGAAAUGGGCGGGAACCCCAUUUCAGAGCUUAACGACUCGUCGCCUCCGCCAGAGCUGCCUGAUCACGUGCAUCAGCCACAGAUGUUGCCCAAUAUUGGAACAGGGCCAGAUCAGGAUGCUUGCAAUGUUCCAACACAGCAUGAAAUCUCAGGAUUCCAGCCAUUGAUCCAUGAUACGGCUACAACCAUAGAUCUAGAGAUGGAAGAUGAGCUAUUAGGCUUCAAUCCAUUCAAUGAGUCCUUCUUCACGACUCCCUUCCCCCAUCAUGAUGCCGGCAGAGAAACGCCAGCCCAGAAUUUUGGAUCCCAGGAAGGCCAGGUAGAUGUGAAUUUCAUGUACCAAAACGCAGUAUCAGAAUUUCCCACGGAGCUCAGCACGAGGCAAUUGCCAAAUGCUCUCUUACUAGACACCGGAUCUAUGGAAAGAAACCACCAGAAUGGUUCCCAAGACUCCUCAGCGCCCAACAGUUCCGUGCCUGAUCUUGACUCUCAGCCACUAGUCGGUAAUAAGAUGCCCCAACGGCCGCAUAUUUCUAUUCAGGUGAACCAACUCUCAGUCGUCGCCGUGGUCGGCAUCUCAAUCUUCAUCAUCUCACCCGUCCUCGGCAACUACCCUUUCGCCAUUCACCCCGAUUUCUCGCAGAGCUCACCAAUUCAACCCAAGCCUGGAGUCCCCCAUCACACCUGUUGA
Clonostachys rhizophaga is the source of this 1173-nucleotide messenger RNA. The record is from the annotation of a GenBank genome assembly. Lineage: Eukaryota; Fungi; Ascomycota; Sordariomycetes; Hypocreales; Bionectriaceae.